GAUCGCUCAAAUUGGGCAAAGCGAAGCGCGCGAAACCGAAACCGAAACCGAAAAUGGAAGUAUCGAGUCUGCCAAUUUCUGCGUCGCACCGAGGAAAGUUGAUAUCGGCCGGCUACACUUCUCUCUCUUCUCUUUCCUCUCUCUCUCCUUCCCGUUUAGCCCGAGAUUUGAAGAUUUCGGAAAAUGAGGCGGUGGAGAUUUUGAAAAUAGCAUCCAGAAGGAGUGGGCUACACAAAAUUGAGAGCGGAAGUCGUGCUAUUGUGAAUGGAGCACAGACGGCAUGGGAUAUGCUGCAUGAGGAGGAAUCUUCCAUAUGCAUCACCACAUCUUGCUCAAAUUUGGAUGGAAUCUUAGGUGGAGGAAUACAUUGUAAAGAAGUUACCGAGAUUGGUGGAAUGCCAGGCAUUGGUAAAACCCAACUUGGUAUUCAGCUUGCAGUGAAUGCCCAAAUCCCAGCUGAUUAUGGUGGCCUUGGAGGGAAAGCAGUGUAUAUUGAUACUGAAGGCAGUUUCAUAGUGGAACGUGUUCUACAAAUUGCGGAGGCAUGUGCUCAGGACAUGCUAGAAUACAACAGCUUGCUGCGGAGGGAUUCUCAAGCCUGUGGAGUGGAUAAACAGCCGAAGUCUUUUCUUGAUAAUAUAUUCUACUUCCGUGUGUGCAGUUACACAGAGCAGAUUGCUGUGAUUAAUGACUUGGUGAAGUUGAUCUCUGAGCAUAAAGAUGUUAAGAUUGUCGUUAUUGACAGCAUCACUUUCCACUUCCGUCAAGAUUUUGCGGAUAUGGCACUCAGGACUCGACUACUUAGUGGGAUGUCACUAAAACUGAUGAAACUUGCAAAGAAUUUCAAUUUAGCUGUUGUAGUAUUAAAUCAAGUAACCAGCAAGUUUGUGGAAGGCUCAUUUCAGUUAACUCUUGCUCUUGGUGACAGCUGGGCACAUGCUGCUACAAACCGGAUCAUACUAUACUGGGAUGGCAACGAGAGGUAUGCAUAUAUUGAUAAAUCACCCUCUUUACCAUCAGCUUCAGCUCCUUACGCUGUGACCGGAAGAGGUAUCCGGAACUCAACUUCAAACUGUAAAAGAGCUAAACUGAUGUAGCUUUUGGUAAUCAAGAAGCAGCAUGCUAAGCUAAGCAUCAUCAAACUUCCCAUUUUUCGUGUGCUUUGUGAUGGUAACGCCUAAGUCCAUCCUCGUUACUUGCUUGUGGUAGUCUAGGUUUGUGUUUCAUAGGAGAUUAAACUGGUUUAGUCACAGAGAUGUUGGAUCUAGGUUUUUGCUCACAAAGUUUAGGUUCUUCUUUUCUUGUUGGGAUAUCUGUCGUCGCUGUCAUAAGCACGCACUUGAUGUCGACCUAGACGUGUUGGUGGAAGUCGAACCCUUACCUCCCAGUCUAGUCUUGGUAUACAGAAGUUACCAACUGUGUAAUAAAACUCAACUGGCAACAGAUUCAGAUUUGUUGGCUGUCCAAUUUUUUUGAAAAAAUGGCUUUUUGACCAGCCAUUAAUUUAAGCAAAGGAAAAGAAAAAAUUGCUUCUAGUGGUA
Messenger RNA from Salvia miltiorrhiza (redroot sage), 1541 nucleotides. Its product is annotated as DNA repair protein RAD51 homolog 3. The transcript has 9 exons. Bases 54 to 1097 code for a protein of 347 amino acids. NCBI's taxonomy places the organism in Eukaryota, Viridiplantae, Streptophyta, Magnoliopsida, Lamiales, Lamiaceae. Gene Ontology annotation, biological process: meiotic DNA recombinase assembly; reciprocal meiotic recombination; DNA repair. Gene Ontology annotation, molecular function: ATP-dependent DNA damage sensor activity; ATP binding; ATP hydrolysis activity. The record is from RefSeq and is a predicted model, not a curated record. Gene Ontology annotation, cellular component: replication fork; Rad51B-Rad51C-Rad51D-XRCC2 complex; Rad51C-XRCC3 complex.